Microplitis mediator is the source of this 5912-nucleotide messenger RNA. RefSeq lists its product as uncharacterized. Gene Ontology annotation, molecular function: G protein-coupled receptor activity. The transcript has 16 exons. Gene Ontology annotation, cellular component: membrane. NCBI's taxonomy places the organism in Eukaryota, Metazoa, Arthropoda, Insecta, Hymenoptera, Braconidae. The record is from RefSeq and is a predicted model, not a curated record. The coding region runs from base 67 to 4893 and encodes 1608 amino acids.
UGCAGUGAAAAAUCAAAGUGUAUGUGAUACAUAGCUAUCUAUUGACAACAACAGUAUUUUAUAAUUAUGUUGAGAAAGAUAUCUAAUAAAUGUAAUAUUAUUUAUUUAUUUUUAUUAUUAGUUAUUUUUUUUAUUGGUGUAAGUAAUGGUGGAGGUAACAAUGAUGAUGAUAUAAAUCGAAAUAAAGAGACUGUAAAAUCACGAAACUGUGGUGGUUACUUUACGUCUUUACGAGGAAUAAUUAGUACACCAAAUUUUCCCAGAGCAUUUAGUGUUCCAAUAAAGUGUCAUUGGGUGAUUGAUGCCACAGAAAUACAAUUGGCUAGCAGUAACAUUGAUAACAUUACUAUUGCUGUUUAUCUAACUCAACUGUAUGUAUACAAAGGUCUCAGGAUCACAGAGUAUGCAUACUAUGAGUCCCCGGAGAGUACUAAUUUUGGAGCAACAGUCUUAAAGGAUGUCACUGAAAGUAAUGUUUUUGAGGAUAAUUUAUUGAAAACAAACAGACCGUUUGUUGUUAUUGAAUUUGAGCUUGAAAGACUCGAGGGUAAUCAUGUUCGGGUUCUUCAUAAUUUGUUGGAUGUAUAUGGAUUUAAUCUAACGUAUGAAAUAACUACUCCAGAAGCAAUAAAUAUAAAUUCAUGUUCUGUUAAAAAUUGUUCCUUUGCUGGUAAUUGUAUCAUUGAUUCAAGUUAUAGUAAAUUCAAGUGCCACUGCUUUAAUGAAUUCAGCGGGAAAGAUUGUUCAUACGGGCCUCUUUGUAUUAGUCAAAAUAAUAAAGAUAUAAAUCAUCGAAGCUCAAUUUGCUACAAUGGAGGUACCUGUAGUCAUAUUGGAGCUGAAUAUAUAAAAUGUCAUUGUAGGCCUGGUUAUACCGGUGAUUAUUGUGAAAUACCAAUAAUUCCUAAUGAUAAUCAACAAAUGACAGCAAUAAUUAACUCGAAUGAAGAAUGUCAGGAAGGUACCCCGAGAUGUAUUUUCCAAUGUCUGUAUAUUGAAAAAAACCAAGAAAAUAAUCGACCCUGUAAUAAUUGCAAACGGCAACAACAAUCAACAUCUGCUAUUUAUAGUAAUAGGGCGAGAUAUGAAUUUCGAAUAAAAUUAGCAAACACUAGCUCCUUAAUUCGGAGUACUUCGGUAUUGUCACAGACUAUAAGUACCCUUGAAAGCUUGCUGAAGAAACAACUUACUAAGUAUUUGAAGAAUAAUGCAGACAUAACUAUUAUAGAGGACUUGAAAGUACAGAGCGUUACACCAUCGGGUGAAGUGUUAUUUAUGUUUUUUGGAAUUUCGACGGAGGGUGAUAAAAUUCGUGAUGCAUUGAACCGCCUUGUUCAAAGAAGACGACUAAAUGACUUUGUUUUAGAAUCAACUCAUUUGACAUUUAAACAGAAACCAUCUCUUCAAAUAAAGUCACUUGAAAUAAUUAAUAAUCCUAAAAAUACCAAUAAAGUUCGUCUAGGAGAUGAAUUGUAUUUGAAAUGCGUUGUUCAAGGAAGCUCUGAAAUUAAUUUUUUAUGGUAUAAGGAUGAUAUUUUAGUGAAUGUUAGCAAAUCCAUCAGAGCUAUAGAGAUCCAACAAGAGAUAAACGAUGAAACGUACACUUUUACUUUAGUAAUCCCCAAAGCAACCCUUCUUGAUGCUGGGUAUUACACCUGUCAAGCAAUUGACAGUGGACUUGAGCAAUGCAAAAGUAUUUACAUAAAUGUCAAAGACGGACCCCCUCAUGUGAAAAUUCUUCCUAUGAGCGCUACUAUAGAUAAAGGUAACAGCAUUCAGCUCAUGUGUAUAACAUCUCCGAACAAAGAAAGUUUGGACAUAGGAUUUGGUUGGACUAAAAAUCGCGCGCUGCUAAAACUUGAGCCCGGACAUCAAGUAUGGGAGGAUCUUUACCCGGCUGGAAGUAUUCUUAAAAUCAUGAAUGCUCAGAAAUCGGCAAUAUAUACUUGUAAUGUUGCUCAUCGUUCAAUGUCUGUCCGAGUGGAUGUUAUCAAUCGGACACUUGUUCCAAUAUGUAGAAAAGAAAGUACCUGGGGAAUGCGCUGGCCAGAUACUGGACCCGGUUCAACAGCUCUUUUAGAGUGUCCCCGACAAUUUACAGGCGACAAAGUAUCGAGAAUAUGUGCGAUGAAAGAUGCUACUACCCCAAUGUGGCAGAUUCCAGAUUUUUCUGAAUGCUUAUAUCAACCUCUCAUUUAUCCGUACACAAAGUUUCGUAGCUUGACUCUCGGUUAUCAGAACACUACCACUCACGAUACCAUUAUUGGUAUAUGGGAAAUUUUAAGUUCACGCGAAUUAUCUCUGUAUCCUGGAGAAGCUGACGGCAUAAUAGAUAUUUUGGCUGAAAUUGAACAAUACGCCGUUAAUAAAAAGCAAAUUAACAGUGGACAUGAUUCAGCAAAAGUGUUUAUGCAAAUAAUAAACCGAAUACUUGCUGAUGAAAAUUCGAUUCUUCGACGUCAGUUACUCAUGCAGCAACUUGUUCAGCGAACUGUAGAAUAUUGGGGGAAAAACACAACCCAGCAACAACAUCUAGCCUUACCAUCGUUGAUAAUAGAUAUUCAGCCGUUCUAUGUCGUUACCGUUUUUUCAUCUUUAAUUACUGAAACAAAGUUCUUGUUACAAAUUCCUACUGAUGAUUUUACAUAUCCAUAUUGGUAUAAUGAUAAAGUAGAAAUUAGACUUAUAAAACAAGGACGGAGACGAGGAGAAGAGUCUAAAUUAUUUACUAACGGGACGUCAUUACUAAACGGGGCAAUUAUUCUUUAUAAAAACAUUACAAGUUUUUUACCGACUGCUUAUGUUAAGGAAUUAGAGGAUGGUACUGAUCUCGAGUAUCAUUUUAAUUCACGUGUUAUAACUGUCGCGAUUGUUGAACAAGAAUCUCUAAAUAAAAAGCAAAAAAUUGAUUUAUCGACAUCAAAAAUGGAAAUCGUGCUUACAAUGGGUCACUUACAUCAAAAUCAAUCACUAUUGAAACGAUGGAACGUAUCUUGUGGUGUCGAGGAUUUGUCUACUGGUUCCUGGGAUUUUGAAUCUUGCAUUACACUGAUAGCUGGUAAUAAUCAGGGAGGAACACAGUGCAUAUGUUCACGCCCAGGAACAUUUGCAGUUUUUCUUACAACGCAUGCAAUUAAGGUGGUUGAUGCAAAAAGUAAGCCAUCAACGUUCAUAGUAUUGCUGGGAUGUAGUAGUUGCUUGCUCCAGUGUACUAUGUCUUCAGUUAUUUUGGGUAUUAUACUGUGGAAACGGCCAACAUGGUUGAAUUUUUUGAAAUUACAAACUUCUAGUGCACUUAUUGGAGCAAUGUCAAUUUUUGUGUAUGCAACAUGCAAUAUUGUACCAGAAAUAGACUAUGCAAGAACUGCUGUAACUUUAGAAGCAUUUUUGCUGAUAGGAAUGGCAGCACCUAUAUCACAAGCUCUGAUUGUCUAUGCAGACAUAACUUAUAGUCGUCGUCGACGUUUAAGUCGACAUUUUCAGCCAACAGUUAUUGGAGUAAUUACGGGUUUACCAAUUUUAUGUAUCUUGACAACAGAGCUAACUCACAACACUAGUACUGGCAGAAGACAUGAAUCUUGGUGGUUGAUUUUUGGCGGUGGAGUAUAUAGUAUAUUUGUCAGUUGUGUCGCUACAAUGCUUCUGAUAUUUAUGUUACUUUACACUGGAGUUUUACACCGAGCUCAUGCGUUCACUGAAAAUGUUGAAAAUCUAAGUGGCGAUGGUGGAAUUGUCGUCGUGAAAAAUAAAUUUCUUCAGCAAAGAGUUAGAAUAAUUAAUCACGCCGCUAUAAUAAUAUGUAAUCUUAUUCUUGUCGAGGUAGCUUCUAUGUUUUACAUAAAUUACACGUCAGAAUUUUAUCACUAUCUAUUUGCAUCGGUCUCAGCUUAUUUUGGUUUUGGAAUAUUAAUUUUAAAUAUCGGAAGCCCUGAGAUCGAAUUGAUAGCUCCGAUUUUUCAACAAAUUAUAGGACGGAAAAAUGUUGAAAAAGAUAUGACCACUACGACAACAAUGAUUACUUUUUCAGAUCCCGCUAAAGUGAAUAGUAAAAUACCUGUCGAAAGUGCCGAAAGUAUACCACCGGCGUCAUCAUCUUCUGCAACAGCGAGUGUCUUUCGUUUGCCACCGAGCUCAUACAUAAGAACACGUGGUGUAGUAGCAACAGCAACAGCUGGUAGUAAUAAACAAAUUUCCAGUGAAAUAAAUAAUAAACAGUUUUUAAAUAAUUCAUCUCUUCCUCCUUGUUCAUCAAAUCGCCGUGAUAUAUUUCUUCCUGAAAUUCGUAUUAAUUAUUCAGAUAACAUAAACCUUGAAACAUACAGUACAAGUCCUCGUAAAUAUCAAGAAUCUAUUACAAAUACAUUUAAUAAUAACAAUAUUUCAUCAUCAAUGCCAUCGCCAUCGCCACCGCCACCACCAGAAUUUUAUCAUACUUUGGAUAAAAAUACUACGACAUUUAAUUGUGAUCAAUUAGGUACUGCGGGCGGAAGUAUUGAUCGUCGUCGAAGUAAUGCUCAGCAAGUAGAUUAUUCUUCAGAGUGCAUUCCUAAAGUUUUGUGCAAUGCGGAUAUUGAAUCAAGAAUAAAUGUAACAAUGAUUAUGCCAGAUGUAACUUUAGCAGCUGCAACAUCAACAUCUUCCUCUGUUGACAAUGUAGUUGAAGAAAAAUGUCUUGAUGAUUAUACAAUUAAUGUUAUUCCAGAUAUCGCUAGUACAAGUGAACAACAACAACAACAACAGCAACACAAAUGUAUACGAUCUAAUAGUAUUAAAGAAGAAGAAAAUCCUGAAAUUACAAUUACUGAUUGUGAUAAUACAACAUCAAAUACUAUUACAGGAGCGGGUAUGCUUGAUCGUAUAUCACAUGAUCUGGAUUAUUUAUUAAAUCGAUGAGCUCAAACUAUCAAGGAUUUUAUUUUAUUUAUUUAAAGCAUCAAGCAAUUUUAAUAUGUACAUUUUAAAAUAAUGUAAGCUGUAUGUAUGGGUAAGGAUGCGUGCGAAAAUUAAAAUUUUUUAAAUUCAUGCAAGAAAAAUACGUAUUUGAUUGUUAAAAGACAGCACCACUAAACAAUAUUAAUAAUAAUAAUAAUAUUUAUCGUCCACAAUGCUGUGAUUUUUCUAGUUUGAUAAAUUUCAUAACUUUGUCGUGACGAAAAUAAAUAGUGUAAACGUAAUAAACGUACUCGGGUGCUUUUGUCAGAAAUAAUAUAAAAAAACAACAAGGUAAUUUUCUUGCAUUCGAUACCAAAAUUACUUGAAACUUUUAGAUAUUAAACUUACUUGAUUAAUUUACUAUGUAGUAUAAACUUUUAGAUAUUAAACAUCAAACUUACUAUAUAAAUAAUAUUUAUAAUUAUUAAAAAAAUAAUUUUAGUUUAUAAUAAGAUAACCGAAAUAAAGAAAAAAGAGAUGAAACAACAUUAAAAAAUAAUUGUUUGUGUAUAUAUUAUUUGAAAUAUAUUUUGAUUGUUAUAUCAAUAGUAACGAUAACUAUCGCCGACAGUCAAUUUUAUAUAUGUAUACUAUUAAUGAGCUGAUGUAAAGCUGAUGUAUGUGUAUGAAGCACAUUUAAAUAUAAUAAGACAGAUCUGUAUAAACUAUUUGUUGAUUAUUAUCACAUUUAUUUUCACUAAUGUACUGGUUUUAUUUACGUUAGUUAUAUUAGUCAAGUGCACCUUUAAUAAUAAAAUAAAGCAGCCUCUACACGAUACGAUCGUAGUGUCUUAAUUUUAAAUUUACCAAAAAAAAAAAAAUGAGAAAUAGAAUUUACUGUAUGACUAGUUUAAAUAUUAAAAUAUUUAUAAAAUUUUUAAUUUUUUGAAUUAUAAAUUAUUAUUGUUAUUUUUAAAGUUAAUAAUUCAAUAAAAUUAAUUUAAUCGACACAUAUACAUAAAAUAUGUACAAAUUUAAAU